AUGGAGCACUCCGCAGAGCAACCUGAACAACCACAACAGCAAAGAACCGACGGCCGGCGCCUAAUACUUUUUCCACUCCCACUCCAAGGCCACAUCAGCCCUAUGCUCCAGCUGGCAAACAUUCUCCAUUCUCUGAGGCUUCUCAAUAACCAGAAACAGUAUGAGCUAGUGCAAGCCAUGGUAGAACAAACCAAGGCUUCGUCCGGACUAAACUUUAACUCCUUGCAAGAUCUCGAGUACUCGCCUCUUCAAGUAGCAGUUUAUUCGAAGAAGACCACAGUUCAAUCUCGUGGCUCCACAAACAACCUCCUGACUCGGGGUGCCGAUGAUUUGCAGCCCGUGCUUUACGGAUCAGUUGGUGAAUGCACGGUACGUGUGCCACGUUUGGAAUUGGAGGAUGGGUUUAGAAGGGAGGAGAUUGAGCCUGGUGGAUCUUCGUACGGGUCCUUGCAGAACUUGGUCGAGUAUUUGCUGCUGUUGUAA
Messenger RNA from Striga asiatica, 483 nucleotides. Lineage: Eukaryota; Viridiplantae; Streptophyta; Magnoliopsida; Lamiales; Orobanchaceae. The record is from the annotation of a GenBank genome assembly.